UGUCCGCCUUCCAUUCACGGUGAUCGGCUGGGAAGACGCUACCUCUGUAAGUGCGUCCGCUACGUGAAUACUAGCGAGCGGUCGAGCGAUCCCGUGCACCCUGGAACGAUGAACGACGACGAUCAUUUCGAUUUCCUCUUCAAAAUUGUCCUGAUCGGCGACUGUGGCGUGGGCAAGACGUGUGUAGUGCAUCGCUUCAAAAGUGGAAUGUACGUCGAGCGGCACGGCAACACAAUCGGUGUUGACUUUGCCAUGAAAACCCUGACAGUCGAAGGAAAGAAAGUAAAGUUACAGAUAUGGGACACGGCUGGGCAAGAGCGCUUCCGCACCAUCACCCAGAGCUACUACCGAAGUGCCAACGGCGUCAUCAUCGUGUAUGACAUCACCAAAAGGUCUUCGUUUCUCAGCCUACCCCGUUGGGUCGAGGAAGUCCGGAGAUACACGGGUUCGAACGUUCCCCUCUUGCUCAUAGGGAACAAGUGCGACAGCGAGAGCCUGCGUGAGGUGACCCCAGAGGAGGCCCAGGGUCUGGCGGAGCAGUACCCGGAGUUCAUGGCGGUGCUCGAGACCAGCGCCAAGGAGAACACCAACAUUGAGGCGGCCUUUGUCGCCCUCGCCACCGAGCUCAAGAACACCCACGACCCCGUGGGACACCUGACCGACGAAGACUUGCGACGCAUCUCCCUCAGUUCCACCAAGGUCGGGCACAAGGCCGCCUGCUGCACAAGGCUGUGAUUCUCCUCGCCUCUUAGUUCCUUUUUUCCUUCCUUACCUCCAUUCUUUUUUUUCUCUUUUAUAUAUGUGUACGGCGUGUCCUCCCCCCGAAGAAAAACUUACGGGUUCUUUUUCACCGCAAAAGUAAACGAAGCAUUGCCGAACGCUCAGCUUCCACCCAAAUGAAGUGCUAGCGUUCCGAACGAGGUGGCGGAGUCCCAUAACUAACCGUUAUCUUAUUCAUAAGUUACGAGAGACGUUCUGAAAAUUUCGACGAGAAAAUGGGGCCCCUUCUCGGUAACUGCUGCCGUUCAACUUUGCGUAUCCAAAGGCUCCGUCGACCACCAUUUUCCCAUUGAAAGUUUAAGAAAAUCGCCUAUAACCUUUGGAUAAUGUAACGGUUAAUUCUGAAACUUUGGCAUCUAGUUCGUACCGCUAGCUCAACAUUUGGGUCAAGAAUGAGCGUUCGGCGACGUGUAGUUUACUUUUGGAGUAAAACAAACCUCGUAAAUUAUUUUGGGGGGGGACACCCUGUACAGCGAGGGUCCGGCGGACCAAACCCACUUCAAAUAUAUCUUAAAAAACAGUUUCACAUGCUCCGACACUCUAAUUUAGCGCAAAAAUGUGGCUAGGUGGUGCACUUUUUACUGUUAUCAAUAUCAGUGAGCAGUUUUGUUUUAAUCAAAUUAUUUACAACUAAAGAAACAGAGGCCAGAUUCCCGAAACUUUCUUACGACAAAAAAUUUGUAAAUUUAUCUUACGACAAAGUUACAAACUUUUCAGUAUUCCCAAAGCAAAACAUUCAUAAGUUUUGCGUAAGUUAUGUAGAAAUCCGUAACUUACGCAAAACUUAGGAACAUUUAGUUUCAGGAGUACUAAAAAUUUGUAACUUUGAUGUAAGAUAAAUUUACAAACGUUUUUGUGGUAAGAAAGUUUUGGGAAUCUGGCCUCAGAACUUUUCUUGUGGCUCGGCAUGCAGUUAUUUCUUUCGUUGUUCCAGCGUGAAAAAACGUUUGGAAGAUUUGAUUUAGCAGAAACUACAAAGAGGGUGAAGAAAAUAAUUCUGACUUUGCUCCCAUUCUCUGUUCUUCCCAAUAAGACGCUUCAAUAGUCCACAAAAAAGCUUUUUGCACUUGUAAUCUAAAAAGGCUGAACUGCAUACCGAGCCGCGGGAAAAUCUUUGUUUCGGAGUUGUUACGAUUUAUUGAGGCAAGUUUGCUCUUCGGUAUUUUCGAAAAACAAAAUUCACCUCCUCGUGGCAUCUUUGUGCUCAAUUACAGUGGCAGAGCGUGCUAAACAUAUUUUUGAGACUUGCUUAAAGCAGGUUUCAUCCGUUGGGCUCACGCUGCAUAUUAUACACGGAGCACACACUACCAUCAACUGUGGUGGAACUCAACCAGGUCUGAAAGGACGGGGAAAAAAAAAAUUGUGUCAUCGUGAAGCCCUUUGUGAGCUUCUAGACAGAACUGGCGUCCGGACGACGUGGUCAAAUAUGAAACUGAGGCAGUUUCUGUGAAGCCUGGCCAUAUCCAAGGGCAGAUGUCAGUUUGAAGGCUCAUCUAUGCAAUCUGUACUGUGGACAAGAGAUGUCAAAAAUGUUUGUACUUAGCUUUUUUUUUUUUUUUCGUCUGGGGGUUGCAGUUACAAUUAGCAAUAAAGUUUUGCAAAUGCAGCUAGCCAGCAUACCCUUUUGCUAGCAUGGAGGUUGUGUAGGUUGGCAGCUUGCCUAUCAUCUGCUAUGGCCACUAAUCUCAAUGUUACCUUGAUUGCAGUUUGCCACUGUUUUGGCAAAGUAUCCUUACCAACCUUGUUGCCAGUACAUUGGCUUGUCUCCUGCGAUGUGGCAACACAGCCACAUCAUCUGCUGUGAGGUUGUGCAUGAUUCGGUAGAUAACGAGCUGGUACUGGUCAUAAAGGUCGCUUUGUGGCUUCGUCGCAAAAAUGGCUGUAAUUGUCGGAGGCACAAUCCGUAAGAUCUAAGAGAGAUCUGUUUAAGGUUCCCAUUUUGGAGACAAUCGUUCGGCAGUUGGAGAAUAUGUUUCUUUCCACUAACACCUUUUCUGGCCUUCACACCUGUUUGAAUGAGGACACACCUCGACUAGGACGACGACGUUAAGGUGCAUUGCAGAACUAGUCAGUGAAUUAAUUGCACAUGUUGGAGUGGCUUCAUUGCUAUAUGGACGGGUUAUGAGGAGGAGUCCGUGGAGCGCGAUUUGUGAGGUAGGCACUUGUGUAGUUGGCCUCUGUUGUUCUUGUUGGGACGCAUCACUUAUGUACUUGCGAGUUGUGCAUGUCAAGCAAGCGACCUGUGCUUCAUUAGGUCACUCACUAAACGUGUGUCAAACAGUAUUCCGACUGUUCUUCCAAACGAAACAGCAACUGUAUCUUUCUGAAACUUAGCAACUAAAUGCAUAAACAUAUCGGGAUUUCUCCCCAAACUCCAUAUAAAACAAUUCAAAAUGAGCAGCUAGGGCAGCACUCAACAAAAAUUCCUUGAGACUUGCCGAAUGCACUUUACUGGCAAUUUUCUUACGCUUGCACAUCUCCAACUUGCAACCAGAGAAUUUGUCCGAAAAAGCAGCGUUGCCGAAGUUGCUCAGGUUGCCUGAAACCUGCCUUUGUUACGCUGGUGAGCUGUGUUUCCUGUAAGGUGGUGUUUAUCUGGCUCGUGUAGUGUCGUCCAAAUCGAAACACCAUGUUUGAACAAAUAUCAACGACCUGUUGGGUGCACCUGCAAGGUGCUGCUUGCUAUUUUCCCGUUUGUGCUAGAGUGCUCACAGUGCCAUUCUCAGUUGUUGCAUAAUGUUUGCCGUAAGGCUGGUUCACUCACUUGUCACUGCUUACAACCGUGUGCCUUAAAAUCCCUUGGCUUAUGACGAGAGAACACCCUGGUGCUUUCUAUGGGUGGGACACUUCAAGUUUCCCUAAAUUUCCCAUUUUUUUCAGGCAUUCCUUUUUAUUUUUUGCUCAAAAAGCUUUUGACAUUAAGCAUUUCUCAUAGGUAGUAUGUAUAUUUCAUCUCGCUUCCAAACCCUCACUCUAGUGAAGUUCCAGGGUCACCUCAUAGAUGGCACCAGCGUGUUCUCUAGUCCUAAGAGGCCCCAAGAACUCGGUCCCCAGCAAACGCAGGUGUGUGAAUUCAUUCACAACCGGGAUCUCAGCAUCGCAGAAGGUACCACCCCGCACGAACAAGUUACCAUCAAGUUUCUGAGCAUAACAAUGCGAAGUGCAAGUCGUCUGCUUUUUGCGCAGGGGUUUUACGACGUCAGAAUGACGCCCACCUCUGAUUGAAGGGUAGUGGGUAGAUCACAAAGCAAGCUUCCUUCACGUCUACCCACUAUCCUUCAUUCAGAACCAAUCGGAGCUUGGCCUUCCGACGUCAUCGCAACGCCCGCAAAAGAAGCAGACGAACUUGCGCUCCGCAUAGGGUGCCAACUCCCUCCAUGUUUGUUUCAUUUUAGACAUCAUCUGCUGUCCUAUCUUUUAGUUUGCUUCAUUGAGAUUAUUAGAGAUUGUUUAGGGGAGGGACGAAGACUGGUGCUACUCGUCAUCCUCGCAAGGUGCUUGGGCAACUUUGUCGAGACAGACGUGGCAAUUCACAAUCUUCUGUACUCUAGGACCACAAGACCGCGGGUGCAGCUAGGUUUCUGGGUUAUAUUGAACGCUUUGUUCGUAUAUUUGGAGGCCCUGCGGUGCUUCGCCCGCUGUAAAAAGCUCAAAUAAACUCAGAUUAUUUUUAC
This is a messenger RNA of Ixodes scapularis (black-legged tick), 4454 nucleotides long. Its product is annotated as ras-related protein Rab-43. The record is from RefSeq and is a predicted model, not a curated record. Lineage: Eukaryota; Metazoa; Arthropoda; Arachnida; Ixodida; Ixodidae. The coding region runs from base 109 to 735 and encodes 208 amino acids. Gene Ontology annotation, cellular component: trans-Golgi network. Gene Ontology annotation, molecular function: GTPase activity; GTP binding. The transcript has 3 exons.